Leguminivora glycinivorella is the source of this 697-nucleotide messenger RNA. Its product is annotated as ADP-ribosylation factor 1-like 1. The transcript has 3 exons. The coding region runs from base 45 to 620 and encodes 191 amino acids. Gene Ontology annotation, molecular function: GTP binding; GTPase activity. The record is from RefSeq and is a predicted model, not a curated record. Lineage: Eukaryota; Metazoa; Arthropoda; Insecta; Lepidoptera; Tortricidae.
GUAUCCUUAUUCUCUCUGUGAACGCGAGUUUAUUAAAAAUAAAUAUGAAUAAAAACGUGCUUCGCCCUGUAGUGGACGACCAAGAGCCACGUAUUAGUGUAAUUUGCCUCGGUCCAAAAGGUUCAGGUAAAACCACUUUGUUGAAAAAGCUGCAAGAGGCCGAAGGUAUUGAUAAUACUUAUAGUCCAGUGCCUACUAUAGGAACCAAUAUUUAUGAUAUAAAUUAUACUAAUAAGAGUGGGAAAAAACAAACAUUGAGUAUAAGAGAAGUUGGUGGAGAGAUGGCGUCUUUAUGGAAUAAUUAUUUGGAAGGAGUUGAAAAGGUUAUAUUCGUAGUGGAUACGUCUAAUCUGUGUCAGAUAUCGGCGGCAGCUCUCAUGCUAUAUACAUUAUUGGCCGAGCCCUGCCUCAAACACGCUAAGUUUUUCCUAGUGCUAAGCAAGAUGGACUUGGCUUACCGUCAGAUGCGGAACGAGGCGCUGCUGAUGCUGCAGAGCCGGCGGCUGCUCGCGGAGCUGCCGCGGCCGCCGACCGUGCUCGAGGCGGCGCCGCUCACCGGCGAGGGCGCCGCCGAGCUGAGGGCGCACCUCACACACGUCAAGAUUAAACCUGCUGUUUAAAUAUAUUAUAAUUGUAAUUUUAGAGACAGAUGGAAAAUAAGAAGAAUUAUAGACACCAAAGAAGAUUACUCAAACAA